GUAGCCCAGCAUUACAACCAAAGACCUGAUGUUGGUGUAGAAAAGCGUAAAGAAUCAAAGAUCAUCCGUCUCCGAAGCUUCAACAACUGGGUCAAGAGUGUACUGAUCAAUACUUAUGUUAAGCCUGGAUAUAAUGCAUUUGACAUGGGAUGUGGCAAAGGAGGAGAUCUGAUCAAAUGGGCAAAGUCACGAAUCAGACAUCUUGUAGCAGCAGACAUUGCUGAUGUCUCACUCGAACAAAUGAAGGAUCGUUACAAAACUCUACGCGACCGUUCAUUUACAGCGGAAUUCUAUGCUAUGGACUGUUAUCAGGAACCUAUUGCACCUAAAUUGAAACCAGAUUUAAUGCUUGACGUUGUGUCAAUGCAGUUCUGUCUUCAUUAUGCAUUCGAAAAUGAAACAAAGGCUCGCCAGAUGUUGGAGAAUGUGAGCACGCGACUGAGAUCAGGAGGUUACUUCUUUGGAACUAUUCCCGAUGCCAACUGGAUCGUAAAGCGAGUGCGUGCAGAGCCGAAAGGCUCAUUUGGAUUUGGAAAUUCGAUUUAUCACAUUGAUUUUGAGGGUAUUGAAGAAGACGAAAGUGGAAAAAAGGUUGGAUUUACAAAGUAUGGAUGCAAAUAUAUGUUCCAUCUUGAGGAUGCCGUCGACUGCCCAGAGUAUUUG
Messenger RNA from Phycomyces blakesleeanus NRRL 1555(-), 663 nucleotides. RefSeq lists its product as hypothetical. Gene Ontology annotation, cellular component: nucleus. Gene Ontology annotation, molecular function: mRNA 5'-cap (guanine-N7-)-methyltransferase activity. Lineage: Eukaryota; Fungi; Mucoromycota; Mucoromycetes; Mucorales; Phycomycetaceae. The transcript is spliced from 3 exons. Gene Ontology annotation, biological process: 7-methylguanosine mRNA capping. The record is from RefSeq and is a predicted model, not a curated record. The annotation marks the transcript as partial.